UCAGGCUGACGGGAGCGCGCACUACGCACUAGUCUGGGCGAGACAUAAUCCGAAGAGGGUGUGAGAACGGGCCAUCGAGAUUCAACAGAUUUACACAUUAUUUUCACAUCUUUCAAGUCAACAUGCGUGAGAUAGUGCAUCUUCAGGCGGGCCAGUGCGGGAAUCAGAUCGGAGCGAAGUUCUGGGAGGUGAUCAGUGACGAGCACGGCAUUGACCCCACCGGCAGCUAUCAUGGAGACAGUGACCUGCAGCUGGACCGCAUCAGUGUUUACUACAACGAAGCCUCUGGGGGAAAGUAUGUCCCUCGUGCCAUCCUUGUGGAUCUCGAGCCGGGAACCAUGGACUCGGUCCGCUCCGGGCCUUUUGGACAGAUAUUCAGACCUGACAACUUUGUUUUUGGUCAGAGCGGAGCGGGUAAUAACUGGGCUAAGGGUCAUUACACGGAGGGCGCCGAACUGGUGGACUCUGUGAUGGACGUGGUUCGCAAGGAAGCUGAGAGCUGCGACUGCCUUCAGGGCUUCCAGCUCACGCACUCGCUCGGAGGAGGAACCGGCUCCGGCAUGGGAACGCUUCUCAUCAGCAAGAUCCGCGAGGAGUAUCCCGACCGCAUCAUGAACACCUUCAGCGUGGUGCCGUCUCCCAAAGUGUCGGACACGGUCGUGGAGCCCUACAACGCCACGCUGUCCGUCCACCAGCUGGUUGAGAACACAGACGAGACCUAUUGUAUCGACAACGAAGCGUUGUACGACAUCUGCUUCCGCACGCUUAAACUUACCACGCCCACGUACGGCGAUCUUAACCACCUCGUCUCGGCCACCAUGAGCGGCGUCACCACCUGUCUGAGGUUCCCCGGACAGUUGAACGCUGAUCUUCGCAAACUGGCGGUCAACAUGGUGCCAUUCCCUCGCCUGCACUUCUUCAUGCCCGGCUUCGCUCCUCUCACCAGCAGGGGGAGCCAGCAAUACCGCGCGCUCUCCGUUCCCGAGCUCACCCAGCAGAUGUUCGACGCCAAGAACAUGAUGGCAGCGUGCGACCCGCGCCACGGACGCUACCUAACCGUGGCCGUCGUUUUCCGCGGACGCAUGUCCAUGAAGGAGGUGGAUGAGCAGAUGCUGAACAUCCAGAACAAGAACAGCAGCUACUUUGUGGAGUGGAUCCCAAACAAUGUGAAGACAGCGGUUUGCGACAUCCCGCCACGCGGGCUCAAGAUGUCGGGAACCUUCAUCGGUAACAGCACUGCCAUCCAGGAGCUGUUUAAGCGCAUUUCCGAGCAGUUCACUGCCAUGUUUCGCCGCAAGGCUUUCCUGCACUGGUACACCGGCGAGGGAAUGGACGAGAUGGAGUUCACAGAGGCCGAGAGCAACAUGAACGACCUGGUGUCCGAGUAUCAGCAGUACCAAGAAGCCACUGCCGAGGAGGGAGAGUUCGAGGAGGAGGGUGAAGAAGAGGCCGCCUGAUCGCCAUCUCGUCCGCCAUCUUCUGAUUCAU
This is a messenger RNA of Rhinichthys klamathensis goyatoka, 1488 nucleotides long. RefSeq lists its product as uncharacterized. Gene Ontology annotation, molecular function: structural constituent of cytoskeleton; GTP binding; GTPase activity. The transcript is spliced from 4 exons. The record is from RefSeq and is a predicted model, not a curated record. Bases 123 to 1457 code for a protein of 444 amino acids. Gene Ontology annotation, biological process: microtubule cytoskeleton organization; mitotic cell cycle. Gene Ontology annotation, cellular component: microtubule; cytoplasm. Lineage: Eukaryota; Metazoa; Chordata; Actinopteri; Cypriniformes; Leuciscidae.